AUGAUGAACCAGACAAUGAGUCAAUUAUUAUUUAUGGCAUAUAUUAGUGGUUUAAUUAUGCUUAUCCAAUCAGUUCCAUAUCAUAGAUCAUCAUCAUCCUCAUCAUCAUUUCGAAGAAUAGAUUCAUUGGAAAACUUCAAGAAAUUAUCAAUGACACAUGAUAAUACAAUUGAAACAAUCAUGAAAACUAUUCAACCAAUAAUGAAAUGGAAUCAACAACCAGGUAAAUUAGAUAAUUUAUUCAUUAUUAAAAAAUCAAUAAAUUAUGCUUUAAAUAAUUAUACUAUUAAACCAACAUUUUAUCAAUAUGUGAAAUCAUGCUGUAAUCGUGAAGUAAUGAGACCAAUGGGUGGUGGACAUAUGACUGGACCAUGUUGUAAACAAUUAAUUAAAUUUAAUCAUUUUAUAUGGUUAUCAUUUCCAUGGUUUAAAAAAACAUUAACAAAAUUCACUACUGAUUAA
Schistosoma bovis is the source of this 462-nucleotide messenger RNA. NCBI's taxonomy places the organism in Eukaryota, Metazoa, Platyhelminthes, Trematoda, Strigeidida, Schistosomatidae. The record is from the annotation of a GenBank genome assembly.